GCGCCGCCACAAACUGUGCAGCACUAGAAAGAAGCAGUUUAGUUACGUUUACUCCGUGCAGGCGCGUUAAUUUUGCAUUAAAAAAAAAGCGAAAAGCGAGCGUUUUAGACCCUUAGAAUACUUGCAAAACCUGGCUUAAAUCAUUGCGCAAAGUUAGUGUAAAAAAAAGCCGGUGUAUCGCCGUUUUCUAGCUUCAAAAAUCGGCAUUUGUAAAGUUGCCCGUUCACGGUAUGCGAAGCGUGGCUGUGUCGAGUUACCUGUAAUUGUAGUUGUGUGCGCCUGUGAGAGAGUGGAGUAACCUCGCCAGCAAAGUCUGAAAUUUGCAAAGAUAUAGCAAUUGCGAAACACUUGAAUAUACCUAUACAUCAUCUACUUAACAACAAUGUCGGAGGCAACUGUGGCCCAAAAGCCCGAGGCGGUGGAAAUCGAGGAGGGAACGGCGGGGGAUGAAAAGAAGACACCCAAACGCACUCCAAAACGACGCUCGUUCAUUGAGCGGGCUCAGCAGGAAAGCGAGGAGCUGGUGCGGACGAUGGGCGGCAAUCUGGAUGUGGCAGGGGGACGGCGGACGCGGUCCAGCACUCGAGGAACACCGACCAGGACCACGGAUGCGGUGACGCCGCCGCCCAGCAAGAAGGCGCGCACCUCCCCAGCCUCGGCAACAAAGGCCAGCACUGGAAAGGGGCGCGGGGCACGCAAACUGGAUGUGGGCGGUGAGCCCGAACAAGAGCCGGAAAAGGUACAGGCACCGGGAAAGGCCGCUGCCAAGAAGGAAAAGAAGGAGGCUAAGAAGGAGGAAAAGGCGGCCGAGGAAGAUGAGCCCGAGGAGGAGGCGGAGGAAGAGCUCGCUGAGCCGAAAGCGGAAGUCGGCACCAAGCCAGACGAGACCGAAGACCAGCCGGAUGCUGUGCCCUCAGUUUCGGAGGAGAAGCAGAACCAUGUCGAUGCAGACAAAACAAGCACUGAAGAGCCCGAGAAGUCAGCCGAAGAGGUGCCAAAAGUGAAGGAGCCAUCCAAACCGAGCGAGGAUGCUUCUGAGAACGGGGCCACAGACACUACCACUGUUUCUGCCAUGGAUGUAGACGAAGAAGAGCACUUGGCCGUUAAGGAAUCUGUAAAAGUUGCAGAGAUGAAAUCAGAAAAGAAGCCUGAGGACCCUGUAGCAGUAGCAGUUGAGGAGGAACCAAAGGUACAAACGGAGCCGGUCAAGGAAGCCUCACCAGAGCCCAUGGAGGUAGAUGCGAGUUCGAAAAGCAGUUCAAACACAGCUCAAGUAGAAACACCAGCCACCGAGGAGGUUUCCGCCGCUCCGGAGCCAGAAGCAGCAGUCGAGGCAACAGAAUCAAGCAAUGAUGUAGAGGAAUUGGCCACAGAGGUAAAGGAAACUGUGCCUGAAGUGCCCAAUUCCGAAGCCAAGGAAGCAGAGUCUGCGGAAGACGUCAAGGAGUCCAGCAUACCGGUGGCUGAGUCCAAGGAAUCCGACAUCAGCAAAGAGACCAAGGAGAUCGUGAAUUCUGUGGAACCCAAGGAGGUAAAGAGCACUACGGAUGAGAGUGUCACGCCCGUUGCCGCCGAGGAUACCGCCACCCCCGCCACCAAUGAUGUCAGCAAGCCCGUGGAAGCAGAUGUCAGCUUGGCAAAGGCAGCCGAGAGUCCUGCCAAGGACUCGCAGAUCGUCAGCGAGGUCAAGAAGACCGAAAUCAAUGUUAAUGGUGAGCCCAAAAUCGUCAACAGUGCCGCCGAAGUGGGCGAGAAUGCAACGCCAAAGGUCUGUAACUAGACCUACUCCACCACCGAUGGACAAUCUAAAAAUUCAACGCGUUGCGGAUGUGUACAAAAAGCAUCUUCAGCUCGCCCGCCGAGUUGGUCUGGAUGUUGCCAACUACAUGCAAACAUUUAAGAGUUCUCCCAAAUCACACAGCUACGAUUUUCUUUUUUAAUUGAUCACUCGAUUUCGUACUCAAAAAACACCUUCAUUUUGAUGAUAGUUUCAUGUCUUCCAGUAAUUGGUUGACGCGAGGGACGCCAUAGGCUGCAAUCGAUGCUGGACUUUAAAUGUUGCACUGUGUGCGUCAGCUAGACAGAAAAGAAAAACAACUAGGCAGUAGUUCCAGUCUCUAAAACCUAGCAACCAACCCACCCACCCACACCUUCUUUCCCAGAAAUACACAGCCAGAUUGUAAAAUU
Messenger RNA from Drosophila gunungcola (fruit fly), 2187 nucleotides. RefSeq names its product translation initiation factor IF-2. The transcript has 4 exons. NCBI's taxonomy places the organism in Eukaryota, Metazoa, Arthropoda, Insecta, Diptera, Drosophilidae. The record is from RefSeq and is a predicted model, not a curated record. The coding region runs from base 383 to 1780 and encodes 465 amino acids.